UUUCCCAACAGUGAGUCAAACUAAAGUUCCUAGUUGUGGCUUGUGGGUUGGGGUUUAUUAUUUUGCUAGUUUCCCUUCAAGGGGUUGAUGAGAUGGCUGACAGCCAGAAGUUGCUAUCAUACCAGAAUCUGGUCCAUGCCGUUGCCGGAGCUGCUGGAAGUGUAGCUGCAAUGUCGACAUUCUACCCACUGGAAACAGCAAGAACAAGACUUCAGAUUGAUGAUAAACGUAAAUCUCGAUUUACAGCUACAGUUAUUUCAGAAAUCGUCAAAGAAGAAGGAAUUGUGUCGCUAUAUCGAGGCUGGUUUCCAGUCAUCAGCAGCCUGUGCUGUUCUAACUUUGUCUACUUUUACGCCUUCAAUGGUCUUAAGACGGCGUUAUUGGAUCAAAUGAGUAACACCCAAGCAGUGAAGGAGCUGUGUAUUGGUAUCGUUGCAGGUGUCAUAAAUGUGUUAGUGACAACGCCAAUGUGGGUGGUUAACAUGAGGAUGAAGCUGCAAGGUGCAAACUUCAAAACCCUACAGAAACAGGAGAGCAAACAUCCUCGGUACAGUGGCAUAGCUGAUGCACUGUGCAGGAUUUCCCAAGAUGAGGGUUUGGCAGCUCUGUGGAGUGGCACUUCUUCGUCUCUCCUACUCGUUAUAAAUCCUGCCAUUCACUUUAUGUGUUAUGAAGCACUGAAGAGGUCUUGUAAGAAGUACAUGGACCUUUCUUCUGCGCAUUUUUUCCUAAUUGGUGCCCUAUCAAAGACAAUAGCCACCCUAGCAACAUAUCCUCUACAACUCGUGCAAACUAAGCUGAGGUACGGCAAAGAAGAAUCGGAGAGCAAAGAAAAGCUACGGACAGUGUGGUCUGUACUUCGGUUUAUCAUAAGGAUUCAAGGAUUCAAGGGUCUCUACAAAGGUCUGGAAGCCAAACUCCUUCAAACUGUCUUAACUGCAGCAUUGAUGUUCACCAUCUAUGAGAAAAUUGCGUCCGUCAUCUUCAAUAUAAUGGGUGCUCAGCAGGCUGUCAAAAAUGUAUAACUGUUGGGUGACAGAUGGCCGAUGGUUUGGAUUGCCAAAUAUGGCAACAGUUGGAACAACAAGGUCUUUGGUUUGCUUGCAGAACGCAUGCAGUGAGCAGAUCAUUCAAGUAAAUGGAACCAAUUAUAUGAUGAUAUUGAAAUGUUAGGAGCAGGAUCUUAAAGAUAAUGUGAUAAUGAAUGGGAAGCCAGUGGAGUACAUGUAUCUACAUAACUGGAGCAAGAAGGUGCAUGUUUUCUUAAUUGGAAAUCGGGUAAUAAGAUGAGACGCUGGGUUUUUAAUGUCUUGAGGUUUUUUGGAGCUUUAUAUUUUCAUAUGCAAGAAAUGUGCCAAUACUACCAUCAUUAUUUCUAGAAAAAUUUAUGUGAGUGAAGUGUUGUGAAGCAGGCAUACUGAUGUAAAAAACCCUGGACAAGGCUAACAAAGCUUGAAAUGGCCGAUCACAGGGAUGUGAUUUCUCCGUUUUUAACCAGGAUUGGGUUAACUUUUUUAACACACCCCCCCAAAAAAAAUAUAUGUAUAAUUUCUGUUUUAUAUUUUUUGUUUUUUCUUUCGUUUUAAAUUAAUUUAGAUCAAAUUCAUUAACAUGUGAAGAUAAAACCAUAAAGAACGCCCAAGAUUGUAGAGAAGGGUUUGUAAAACAAAGAUAAAUUUAUGUAAGCAGUGUUCGUGCUCACAAUUUUUCACGCUCUCUCAAGCUUUCAUGCUUUGAGCUCACAGGUUUUUUUAAACAGUCUAUCACAUCCCUGAAGUACAGGAAAUGUCACCAUUUGACAAUGUAUUCCUUGAUUUACCCUUGUAUUAAAUACGGAGGCAGUGUUUGUUAAAAAUGUCAACUCAUGUCAUUUCCUUUUGAAGGAAUAAUUAAAUAAUUACAGAAUCUAUGCCAAGUCAA
This is a messenger RNA of Asterias rubens (European starfish), 1920 nucleotides long. RefSeq names its product peroxisomal membrane protein PMP34-like. The transcript is spliced from 9 exons. The record is from RefSeq and is a predicted model, not a curated record. Gene Ontology annotation, biological process: transmembrane transport. Gene Ontology annotation, molecular function: ATP transmembrane transporter activity; FMN transmembrane transporter activity; FAD transmembrane transporter activity. The coding region runs from base 93 to 1025 and encodes 310 amino acids. Lineage: Eukaryota; Metazoa; Echinodermata; Asteroidea; Forcipulatida; Asteriidae. Gene Ontology annotation, cellular component: peroxisomal membrane.